CGAGCCAACGUCUAUACCGAUACUGGUGGGCUCUAAAGCACAACCCGAACUUUAAUCACAUAACCUAAAUUAUGUAUAUCCAUAUAGGCCUAAACCUUUAUGCUUAAAUUAUCUAUAUCCACAGAGGGCUAAACCUUUCUCCUAAAAUCUUCCAAUCAGGAUGUUACAACAUCAAAUUUUUGGGAGGAAUUAACGAGGAGGAAUCUCUGUAACCAUUUAAUUUUUUACUGAAUUCAAACCCUAGAUUUUCUGUUGAAUGUUGAUUCGCUUUGGUUUGGUAGAUUGUGGGAUUUUAUAGGAGUUAGAAGUAUUGUGUUGAUUUAGUCCUUGGUCAUAGAUCUUCUAUAGUUGGUGGCGGAAAUAGAGAGGGCGAAAAUGCCGUCGCAGGCGGAUCUAGAUCGACAGAUAGAGCAGCUGAUGGAGUGCAAGCCGUUAACGGAAUCGGAGGUAAAAACGCUUUGUGAGCAGGCCAGGACUAUACUUGUCGAGGAAUGGAAUGUGCAGCCGGUGAAGUGUCCGGUGACGGUGUGCGGUGAUAUUCAUGGUCAAUUUUACGAUCUGGUUGAGCUGUUUCGGAUUGGUGGAAAUCCCCCUGAUACCAAUUAUCUCUUCAUGGGUGAUUAUGUUGAUCGCGGGUAUUAUUCAGUGGAAACUGUCACACUCUUGGUGGCUCUAAAAGUUCGUUAUAGAGACAGGCUUACCAUUCUUAGAGGAAAUCAUGAAAGUCGCCAAAUUACUCAAGUAUAUGGUUUCUAUGAUGAAUGUUUGAGGAAAUACGGAAAUGCAAAUGUUUGGAAGCAUUUCACAGACCUUUUCGAUUACUUACCUCUUACAGCACUCAUUGAAAGCCAGAUCUUUUGCUUACAUGGCGGGCUUUCACCAUCAUUGGAUACUCUAGACAAUAUCCGCGCCUUGGACCGAAUCCAAGAGGUCCCACAUGAAGGGCCGAUGUGUGAUCUGUUAUGGUCUGAUCCAGAUGACAGAUGUGGGUGGGGGAUAUCGCCACGUGGCGCAGGGUAUACAUUUGGACAAGACAUAGCAACACAGUUUAAUCAUACGAAUGGCCUCUCUCUCAUCUCAAGAGCACACCAGCUUGUCAUGGAGGGUUUCAACUGGUGCCAGGAUAAAAAUGUGGUGACAGUAUUUAGUGCACCAAACUACUGUUAUCGAUGUGGAAACAUGGCGGCUAUUUUGGAAAUUAGUGACAACAUGGAACAAAACUUUCUUCAGUUUGAUCCAGCCCCAAAGCAAAUUGAACCCGAUACUUCUCGAAAGACACCUGAUUAUUUUUUAUAAUUACCAUUUUACCCCUGAGAGUUGGUAUUAUACUUGUGAUGGUCGAUGUUGUCAUUCUUUGUUUAGAAUCAUUCAUGAAUCAUGGUGUGGUUGAGAAAGAGAAACACAAGUUUUUGUAUAUGUGUUUUAGAGAAGGGUAAGAUGGUAAUUUGUAUGUUAGAAAAAGAAAGACUUGGUAUGUACUAUGUUAUGUGUAUCCAUUGGCAAUUUUCAGCAUGGGAAUUAAUAGAAACUAAAGAGAUAGGGUGUUUAUGCUUGA
This is a messenger RNA of Lactuca sativa (garden lettuce), 1555 nucleotides long. Its product is annotated as serine/threonine-protein phosphatase PP2A-2 catalytic subunit. Gene Ontology annotation, molecular function: protein serine/threonine phosphatase activity. The record is from RefSeq and is a predicted model, not a curated record. Lineage: Eukaryota; Viridiplantae; Streptophyta; Magnoliopsida; Asterales; Asteraceae.